Molecule: messenger RNA, 2803 nt
Organism: Chinchilla lanigera (long-tailed chinchilla)
Lineage: Eukaryota; Metazoa; Chordata; Mammalia; Rodentia; Chinchillidae
Gene: Gtf2e1
Product: general transcription factor IIE, polypeptide 1, alpha 56kDa
Exons: 5
Coding region: 153-1475 (440 amino acids)
Biological process (GO): transcription open complex formation at RNA polymerase II promoter; transcription initiation at RNA polymerase II promoter
Cellular component (GO): transcription factor TFIIE complex
Source: RefSeq, a predicted model, not a curated record
GUCGCAGGAAUAAAGCGUCUUCUUUGUCGCACGGGUGGCGUGGGCUCCUGUGAGCCGGUGGUUGAGGUGCUGAGGGAAGCUCUAGUGGGGGAGUGUUCCUGGACUCGCUUCGGUAAACUUCGUAUAUAUAAAGUCAAAAUUUGCUGGUUAAGAUGGCAGACCCAGAUGUCCUCACCGAGGUUCCAGCAGCUUUGAAGAGGUUAGCCAAGUACGUGAUCCGAGGUUUUUAUGGCAUUGAGCACGUGUUGGCCUUGGACAUUUUGAUUCGAAACCCCUGUGUGAAAGAGGAGGAUAUGCUGGAGCUACUCAAGUUUGAUCGGAAGCAACUUCGAUCAGUUUUGAAUAAUUUAAAGGGAGACAAGUUCAUCAAAUGCAGAAUGAGAGUAGAGACUGCUGCAGAUGGGAAAACCACUCGCCAUAACUACUAUUUUAUCAAUUAUCGUACUCUUGUUAAUGUGGUAAAAUAUAAACUAGACCACAUGAGAAGGAGGAUUGAAACGGAUGAGAGAGAUUCCACCAACCGGGCUUCCUUCAAAUGUCCUGUCUGUAGUAGUACUUUCACAGACCUCGAAGCUAAUCAGCUCUUUGAUCCCAUGACAGGAACUUUCCGCUGUACAUUUUGCCAUACAGAGGUAGAAGAGGAUGAAUCAGCAAUGCCCAAAAAAGAUGCACGCACGCUUUUGGCAAGAUUUAACGAACAAAUUGAGCCCAUUUAUGCAUUGCUUCGGGAGACAGAGGAUGUAAACUUGGCCUAUGAAAUACUUGAGCCAGAACCUACAGAAAUCUCAGCCCUGAAACAGAGCAAGGACAGAGCAGCUACUACUGCUGGAGCUGCUGGCCAAGCAGGAGGUCACCACCGGGAAGCAUGGGCCACCAAAGGGCCCUCCUAUGAGGACUUAUACACGCAGAACGUUGUCAUUAACAUGGAUGACCAAGAAGAUGUUCACCGGGCCUCCUUAGAGGGGAAGUCUGCCAAAGAGAGACCCAUUUGGCUGAGAGAGAGCACUGUCCAAGGGGCAUAUAGUUCUGAAGAGAUGAAAGAAGGUGGCAUAGAUAUGGAUCCAUUUCAGGAGCAUGAGGAAGGCCACACAGGGCCCGAUGAUAAUGAGGAGGUCAUGCGAGCACUCCUCAUUCAUGAGAAGAAGACUCCCUCUGCCACAGCUGGCUCCAUGGGAGCGGCUGCUCCUGUGACUGCCGCCAAUCCCAGUGACUCAGAAAGUGAGACCAGUGAGUCAGAUGAAGACUCUCCCCCCCGGCCAGCAGCUGCUGUGGCUAUGCAUCAUCGGGAAGAGGACGAGGAAGAUGAUGAUGAGUUUGAGGAGGUGGCAGAUGACCCGAUUGUCAUGGUGGCUGGCCGUCCGUUCUCCUACAGUGAAGUGAGCCAGCGGCCAGAGCUGGUGGCCCAGAUGACACCAGAAGAGAAGGAAGCGUACAUAGCGAUGGGGCAGCGCAUGUUUGAGGACCUCUUUGAAUGAGCUUUCUCUGCCUGUUCCUCCUUUCUGUCAUGUUCAUUUCAAAAAGAAAUUCCCUACCUUUGAAGAAAAAUGUUUAAGUGGCUUUCUUGCCCUCUUGAUAGAAAGCACCUGUUAAUCUUUUACAAAGAUAAUGGGAGAGAAAGUUUAAUUUUAAUACCAGAACUUCCCAGAAAGGCAGGUUGGCCGUAAGCAUUCCCUUCUCUGCUAUUACUUCAGUAUUAAUAUGUUACUGUAUUUCCUUAUCUGAUUUUUUUCUUUCCUUUCUAAGACACUCUUUUCUCCCUUCUGAGAUGAAUGAGGGAAGAAACUUUUUGCAUACCUACAGAAACCUAUUACAAUUAGUAACUGAGUUUUGUAAUUCUUACCAAGGAUUUAAACAGUUGCUUAUAUUGUCCCCAAACAAAGCAGCUUGCCUUAUAGGCAAAUCACUGGUUGGCGGCAAAGAAUCCUAAAACUCCAUAUUUCCCCUAAUUAAGAUUGGGAUCGACCUGUAAGGGGAGGUGAGACUGUGUACUGAAGAGGGAUGGAUAUGCCCGAACCUUGUGUUUAGUGUGUAAACCAGAAUUUGUGUCUUCAGAGUUGACCAGACUGGUAGAUUCUGUUGUUUUGCUUAAUGCUUUUUUGGUUUGGAUUUUCAGUGAUACAAAACAAAGUAUGCUUAGUAUACCUUUAUGAAGAAAUUAAAGAAACAUGGACAAAGGAUAAAGAGUCCGUGUAAAGGGUUGAGGAGCAGAGAGCAUUAGGAGUGCCUUAGAACUGCCUGUGUCUGCUGUGAUUUGGAAGUCCUUUAGGACUGCCCGCCCCCACUAUAGACUUCUUGUCAGUGCUAUAAAUUAAGGAGGCCAUCCGAGCAGAAAGCACAGACUAAUUGAUUACCUUCCUCUUUCUCUCUCAACAUGUUUUGAAAGCCUUUUUUUUUUUUUGGUCUCUCUUUCGGUCCUUGUCAGACGUGGUAGUCUGGAGUGCACCCUGCAUAUUGUGGAGCACUGUAACCUCAAGGAACGUAGUUUGUUUGCGUUCUGAUGUUGUAGCAUGAGUUUCCUGAAUGCAGAACUUUAAAAAUAAAGGACGAUUGUAUUUCUUCUAGUAUUUUUCUUGCAUUGUAAUUUUUAAGUAUUUAUCAUUUUGUAGUACAUGUGUGAAAUUAAGAUAGCAUCUUAGAGUAUCUGAGCCUUGUAUGAAGUGAUGUUUCAUUUUCUUGGGUCUAUUAAUGACUAAAUAUUGAUAAUAACUAUUUUAUACUAACUGAAAUUUGUCAUUGUCUAGCUCUAUAACAUCAUGGAGCAUAAUUAAAAUAUAUAUUCUCAUUAAAAACACGUUAAAGACUU